GCACUCUCCUUCUAUCAUGUGAUGCUGAAGUUUAUUAACGAGGCCUUUCAAAUAGGCAUGUGACGAAUGCGCACGACUUCCGCAAAUGCGAGGGUGCAGGUGUCGCGGAUCGGACAAAUGUGAACCCUUAGGUAAAGAAAAGCAUUUGCUAUAAUACCAACAGCUCAUCUGAGGAAUGGAAGAAAGAAAAACCAAGAGGAGGAGUCCCAAAACAUCCAGCACUCAUGUCACACAGGUGGUCAACAAUAAGAAAAGUUCUGUACCGCCUAGUAGAAGUACUGCCUUUUCAAACCCUGCUCCACAGCCACCUUUGCAGAAACCAAAGCUGAAAAGAGGCAUAAAAGAGAGAGCUAAACCACUUGGAGCAGAAAGCAAAGGCACACAGUCGGCUCCAAUCCAGCACUCAUUCCUUACAGAUGUCUCAGAUGUUCAAGAGAUGGAGAAAGGGCUUCUGAGUCUCCUGAAUGACUUCCACUCUGGCAAACUUCAAGCAUUUGGAAAUGAAUGUUCCAUUGAGCAAAUGGAGCACGUGCGAGGAAUGCAGGAGAAGCUGGCGCGUCUGAAUCUGGAGCUGUAUGGAGAGUUGGAAGAACUCCCUGAAGACAAGAGAAAAGCAGCUAGUGAUUCCAACCUGGAUAGAUUGCUGUCAGAUCUGGAAGAACUGAAUUCUUCAAUACAAAAACUUCAUUUAGCAGAUACUCAGGAUGUUCCAAACACCAGCACAAGCUAAAAGCAGUUUCUGGAUGUCAUUUUAAUCUGCAGUGCACUCUUUUUCUGACUCCUGCAGCCACUGCAAGUGAAUCUAUUCAUACAUUUCUCUUGGCAGAUGUGAAUGCUGCAAUUGUACUGGGGUGGAGUGUAGGGUACUAAAUGGCCAUGUCUUGCUGCUAUGCUUUGUAUUACUGCCUUAUCUGACACAGAAUGUUGGGAAAACUUGAAAGCGCGUUUGUACGCUCAGUGUUCAAAUCAGCUGGAAUUUCAUAUAAAAUUUAAAGUUCUAAUAAAACAAACCUGGCUUGCUUAAGUUAGUUAUAGAUACAGCUGUCUCUUUCCACACAGUGUAGAAAAUCAAAUACAGUUUCAUGGGGGUUUUUUUACAGUGAUACUGUCUAUUUAAUGAAUGUUUAAUUAUCUUAGCAAUAAAAUUAUUUUAAAGAUGA
Sphaerodactylus townsendi is the source of this 1160-nucleotide messenger RNA. It is a transcript of the gene CCDC28A, whose product is annotated as coiled-coil domain containing 28A. The transcript has 6 exons. Lineage: Eukaryota; Metazoa; Chordata; Lepidosauria; Squamata; Sphaerodactylidae. Bases 176 to 730 code for a protein of 184 amino acids. The record is from RefSeq and is a predicted model, not a curated record.